This is a messenger RNA of Saccostrea cuccullata (small rock oyster), 990 nucleotides long. RefSeq lists its product as uncharacterized. Bases 1 to 990 code for a protein of 329 amino acids. Lineage: Eukaryota; Metazoa; Mollusca; Bivalvia; Ostreida; Ostreidae. The record is from RefSeq and is a predicted model, not a curated record. Gene Ontology annotation, biological process: protein polyubiquitination; negative regulation of translation; proteasome-mediated ubiquitin-dependent protein catabolic process. Gene Ontology annotation, molecular function: ubiquitin protein ligase activity; translation repressor activity; protein binding. The transcript has a single exon.
AUGUACAAAUCAAAAAUUGCUGAAUUCAAACAUUGUCCACCGAAAGUCAUCGUAUCCUAUCCAAGGUUUUUUCCUCAACAGAUCAACACAGAACAGCUCCAUCAAUGUUUUGGUUUUUUGUCAGCAUUAUCUAUUACAACAGAAGAACAUGGCUACACAAUAAGGACAUCAGAAUCUGCAUCCUGUCCUCCGGUCAAACCACUUCUUGAUGUACCAGAGCUCAUCACCACCAUAGACACUGGGUAUAUGUCCAAUGUUACCAAUCUCAAUGAUAAAGAAAUCUGGACUUGCGGAAAAGACAAAAUCAUUAAACUUUACAAUCUUCAGGGGGAACAACUGAAAGCAUUCCAAACAAAAUAUAAAGUUCGUGAUAUAGCGGUUACAAGGAAUGGAGAUCUAGUUUACACUGAGCCCAGUGAAUGUGCUGUAAACAUGAUAAAGAAUGGCCUGAUACAGGAAGUGAUCCGACAACAGGGAUGGAUACCUUACUAUGUAUGCAGUACGUUCUCUGGUGAUCUCCUGGUCACCAUGAACCGUGAAAAUGAACAAACAAAAGUUGUCCGUUUCUUUGACUAUACAGAAAAACAAACCAUUCAGUUUGAUAGUAAAGGUAAACCUUUGUAUUCACCUUACUACAGUAAAUACAUCAGUGAGAACAGGAACCUGGAUAUCUGUGUGGCUGACUCUGACGCCCAUGCAGUAGUGGUCGUUAAUCAGGCAGGUAAACUCCGAUUUCGAUAUACAGGUCUGCCCUCUAAUAAAAAAGAAUCAUUCUGUCCACGUGGCAUCACAACAGACAGCCAGAGUCAGAUCCUGACAGCAGACACAUACAACCACUGUAUCCACAUUCUAGAUCAGGAUGGACAAUUCCUCUCUUACAUUGAUAACUGUUUCUUACAACGUCCAUGGGGUUUAUGUGUAGACUCCAAAGACAACCUCUUUGUGGCUGAAUACGGUCGCUGUAAAGUGAAGAAAAUCAAAUACAUGUAA